GCGGUGCAGUGGCCACACACUGAAGCGGUUCUUUCUUUAGUUGCGUGCCCCGGCGAAGUUAUGCGUGACGGGGAAGGAAUAAUAUCCAUUUUUCAUCAGAAGCAAAUUAAUUACAGGAUGAUAAUUAUUCAUUUUUGACGUUAUGAUCACCGCGCGAGACGUGACGGCACUACCGUUGGGAGUAAAAGACAAGAGCCACAAACUUGCUUCCUGCUGACACCCUCAUCUUCUCCUUCUCUCCUUUCCUCCUCUCUCCUCUCCUCUCACCCUCCUCCUCUCCAACUCGUCCUAUGUCCCCCAGCACAGGGAGGGAGACAUAGGAAUCCGUGAUCUAUCUUCAUCCAUCUCCUCCUACUCUUCAUUCCCCCCUUCAUAUCUUCCUCCCCUCCUCUCCUAACCUCUCUUCUCUCCUCCUCUUCCCCCCUCCUCUCUCCUCCUCCGCCCUUCCGCCCCUCCUCAUCUCUUCUUCGCACCUUCUCUCCCUCUCUCCUCCCUCUCCUCCUUUCAUCUCUUCUUCUCACCUUCCCUCCAUCUCUCCUCUCCUCCCUCUCCUCCUUUCGUCUCUUCUCCUCGCCUUCCCUCCAUCUCUCCCCUCUCUCCUCCCCUCUCUCCUGCUCCUCCUGUCAUGUCCCUGUCCUCGACGACUCCUCCCCAGAAGAAGCGGUCGCUGGGUCCGGUGUCGCCCAAGCGGUUCUACAGGAGUGUGUCGCUGCGUCUCCGGAGGGCCGAACCGCCACUCCCCGGGGAGGCAGACGCCACCAAGAGAUUCUGGAAGGCCACGCUCACUUACCAGAGUCUGUGGGAGGCGGUGGAGAACGAGGACACGGUGGCCGUGCAGAGCCUCCUCUCCCGGGAGAGGAACAGCGCGGGAGGAGCAGCAGGGGGGAAGGCAGGAGGCGUGGGGAGUCGCGGGGGGAGCCUGUGGGAGCGAGGAGGAGGAGGAGGAGGAGGAGGGGGAGAGAGGAGAGAGAAGGACUGGGAAAGGGAGAGGGAGAAGGGGGUGAACAGGGUGAGCGAACAAGGCCUGGUCCCCCUGGAUGUGGCGGCGCUUACCCACAACUCCCCUCUUCUCCAGGUGCUGGCCAAGGCUGGCGCCCGACACAAUCCUGUCUUGUGUCGGCCGACCGAGUGGUCCAUGAAGCUGGACACGCUGGUGUCCAUGGCGGGGCAGCGGGUGGAGGAGCGGAGGGAGGAGCUGGAGCGGCGGGCUGGGUCGGGGCCCCAGGUCCGGGCGGAGGUGCAGAGACAGAUGUGCCUGUGGAGCCUCCGGCAGCAGCUCUACUGUCGCAUGAGGGACAACUUCCACAGUGCAGAGCUGCCUGCUGCCCCGGGCCACGUGCUGCUCCUAGUGACCAGCUCCUCCUCCCUCUUUGUGGGCAUCAGAGAACCAGACUGCCAGACCACAGGACUGGUCACUAGAUACAGAGUGGAGUGGAGCCCCUCUCCCGAUUUUAAAGUCAUCCUGGGCUCAGUACAGGUGACCGACACCAAGACCCCCUCUUACAGCAUCACAGGCCUAACCACGGGAGUGCAUUACUUUGUGAGGGUCAGUGCCUACAAUGUGAAGGGCUGGGGGCCUUCGCAGUGCUCCACUCCAGUCAGUGCUGCCCCCUCCAGCUGGACAGAGUGUGUAGGUGUCAAGUCUCAGGUCAGGACUCGGGAGGAGGUCCUCAGGAAGGUGAUGGAGGAGAUCAGAGAACCCCAGUACCGAGGCUACUGCAUAGAGAGUUCUACGCCAGAGGGUCCCAGCAAGCGCCGGUCAGUGUCCCGGGGCAUCAAGCAGCUCUUCCAGUCCGCCACCAAGUUCGUCCGCCUCCUGCAGAGAGGCGUGUACUUGGCCACCGUCUUCUACCACAAGGAAAACAUCCUGGUGACCUCAGAGGACCAGCUCCCCUUGGUGGAGAUCCAGUGCUGCUCCACCUCCAUCAUCCAAGACUUCCUGUGGUUCGCUAAGCUGUCGUGUGCAUGGAGGCAGGUGCCCUGGCUCCAGGCGGCCCUGUCCUCCGCCCACUCCUCCCCCUCCUCCCUCAUCCAGAACCGCAACAACAUCCUCCGAGCCGUCGCCCAGCUACAGUCAUCCCUUGGUACUAUGGAUCUGGGUCAGGUGUACUACGAACCCCUGAAGGAUCGUCAAGGCAACGUGCUGCUGGUGACCGUCAAGGAGAUGUCGGACCCCCCAAGCCCCCCAGAGCCCCCGCUCCACUGGGUCCCCCUGGCACGGCUGGAGAAGAACCGCAGCCGAACGGCCCUUCUGCCGGAACCCACCGCCAUCGACACGCUGACAGAGCAGCUCAAGGAGAAGCUGUCCUACCACAGACACAGUCUCCAGCGGCCUCAGGCGGGUCUCUACGUGGGCAUCCUGAAGCUCUGCAGCUCCGUGGACCAGAUCAGAGUCCUGGUUCCCCAGAGGCUGCCCAGCCUGCUCUGCCACACCCGGGUCCGACACAACGCACACGUCUCAAGAGAGGAGUGGACGUGGCUUCAGAGUCACGUGUUCAGCACAACCAAUGGGAGCGUCCAGAAUUUGAUUGGCGAUGAUGAGGGCCAAUUAGAGAGCAGCGGGCUCGUGGACUUUGUUCGCUCCCUGAGAGCCGCAGUCACGCUGCUGCUGACCAAACUCAGCAUCCCCCUCUACAGGGCCUACCAGUAUGGUGUGUACACGCGGGAGCUGCUUGAGUUUGGGGACAAGCUGUCCAUGCUGCUGCUGCUGCCCCCCAGCGAGGACUUCAGCUCCUCCUACUGGCCUCUGCUGGGAACCAAGGAGCCCGGACUCACCCUGCCACUGCAGGUCUUCGAACUCAUCCACUUCUGGACGUAUGAGCGGGACUUCGUGUCCCAGUACUGCCAGGCCUGGGUGCGUCUGGAGCUGGACUCCCAGCUGGCCCAGCAGGCCCUCCGCGAGGCGCUGGACGCACAUGAGGUCCAGGACGCCCGGGAACGCCUCACACACAUCUCCCAGCUCUCUCAGCGACUGGACGCCGUGUGGCGGGACUCCCGGUGGAUCAUGGACUGCCUGCAGUGUGUGCGGUCGCGCCAGUGGGUGGGCGCGGUGCCUCUGGGGCUGGUGAUGGGCGGAGACCCCCCGCCCUGCCCGGACACCGAGGAGGAAGAAGAGAGUCUGACGGCCCGCUGCUUCUGGCCGCCACGCCUUCAGCCCCAGAGGACCAUGCCGGGCAUCACAGUGUGUCCAGGGGCUCUGGUCGUGGCCACCCCUGUCCCCGUCAGCCCUGAGGUGGGUCCUGCAGCACCCGGGCUUCUGGUCCCACAGCAGGCCAUCAGCACCCUGCUGGAGGGCGUGGCUAAGGGCGGCUACCCAGUCGACAUCAGUGCCCAGCUGGACCAGACAGAGCUGGACAGCGCAGGUUCUCUGCUGCAGCAGGGGCUGACGGAGCCGGCACUGACGGAGCCCAAGGUGGGGUACGACAGUCUGGUGGCUCCCACUAUCCCCCCCUUCUCCACUGAGCCGGCCCACCCCCAUAGCAUCAGCGAGGUCCUGGAGCCCAUGGAGAUGGCGGAGCUGGUGGACAUCCUGCCCACCCUCAGCCUCAUCGAGGAGGAGACGAUGCCCGUCGACUGCUCCACCCCCUCCAUGAUGGAGAUGCUGCAGAGCUUCGGCCUGGGCAUCGGGGAGCCCGGAACCUUCUUCGACCUGGACAACCUAGACAUGAGCCCCGGGGCGGCCAGCACCUCGCUGCCCGACGCCUACGACAAUCACAUCGCCACGGAGACAGCCGCCCCAGAGGGAUGCUGGGAGAACAAGGCCCUGCUGGGGGCGGCGGCGGCGGCUCCGUUAGGGGGGCCGGGCUCACCGUCGGCCGGUGACAGCCGGAGGACAGGCACGCUCGUCGUGGGGAGAGGUCAGGUAGAGUGGGUGACCUCAUCUCACGAGAGCUCCUGAUGACCUCUGACCUUCCGACAGAGGACUGAAGAAGAGCUCCCCCACCCCAUCACCACCCCAUCACCAAUAUGAUGUACCAUCCAUCGCGCCACAAUCACUUCUUCUGCAUCAAUCACAAACCCUUAGUUCCGACCCCAGUGAGGCCUUGACAUCACAGAAGUAGACACGUUGGAUCGUGUUCUACUCCUUAAAGAUACAGGAGAUCAUUCCUUGGCACAUUUGUACCACUAGCUUGUUUUACUUCUCGAAUGGGAGACUUUAUAAUGCAAUAGUCAAAACUGAAAAAUAUUUCUAUAUGUAUUCUUUCCAGCAUAUCCUGGAUAAUCUCCAUCAUGUGAUAUUUACUAUAUGAUAUACUACAUUUAUACUAUAUAUAAAUAAAUAUACAUGUAUAGAGUACUUGAAACGACGACAGAGUUGACCAUCAAGGACAGAAGGAACAGUAAUAAUAUUAAUAGGAGAUUAUGAUUAAUAGGUUUAUUAUAUUUACGGACGGCUCAAUCUCAUAUGUACCCAAGUUCUAGUCAGUUUAUAUAUUUGUAUAUUUGAUCAUUUAAAACCAGAAUGUUCAGGGAUCCUCAUCGAGAUAAGGGGGACUUGGAGGAUGUGUUUGAUGGCCGUUAUUUGGUGGUUCAAUUGGGUCAGGUUCUCCUGGUUCAAGGGUUAGAGUUAGGGUUAGGGUUAGAGGGUUCGGGAAUUUAAUACAAACGGGAGCAAACAGCAAUCAAGCGGACCGAGGUUUGUUUGCUUGGUCAACAGCUGCAGUCUUCUUUCUACAGACAACCAACCAGGAAUGAGGUUGUCAAGGCCUGAGAUGGAGAAGCAGUAAAAACGGUUCUAAAACAUUAUUAUAGCUGCACUUACAUGUUGCUUUAUCAAUUUAGUAUGAGUGUUUCCACUGCUCUGUGUCCUGUGGUAAAGGGUUCUGAUUAUCAGAUUUCAAACAAUGUUUAGCAACUCAUUGUUUUACCCCUACAGCAAUAAUUGUAUGUUCUUUAAGCUUCUUGGACAUGAACUCACUUAUAUUUCCUGGUAACAAGCAAUGUAUUACUUUGAUGAAGUAGGCCUACAGGUUUCACGUGAUGAUUGGACUAGCAAAAGACUAUAGCCUACCUAAAACAUUGUCGUUUGAUGAUGAACUAUGCAUCCUUCUUUAAUAAUGUGGAGUAUAUAAAACAAUAUAUAAUAGUCAUAAAUUCUGCUGUCACAUCGUGGAACAGUUAUCAGUUGUUAAUAACCUUAAACCUCAUCGUUUUUAAUUAAUGGGGUUUGUUUUACGCAAACCAAAAUCAACAAACUUUUUCAUUAAGAAACAAGCAGGGGUUUGGUCUUCUGUCAUUUCACUUGGUAUUCUAUUGUAGUAGUCUAUUGUCCCUUUGUUUCAACAUUUCCUGUUACAUGUUUUAAAAACUCAUUGUUUUCUCAUCAUAAAAUAAAUGUUGU
Molecule: messenger RNA, 5341 nt
Organism: Gadus chalcogrammus (walleye pollock)
Lineage: Eukaryota; Metazoa; Chordata; Actinopteri; Gadiformes; Gadidae
Product: ankyrin repeat and fibronectin type-III domain-containing protein 1-like
Exons: 19
Coding region: 626-3898 (1090 amino acids)
Biological process (GO): establishment of mitotic spindle orientation; regulation of establishment of bipolar cell polarity
Cellular component (GO): spindle
Molecular function (GO): protein binding
Source: RefSeq, a predicted model, not a curated record